This is a messenger RNA of Epinephelus fuscoguttatus (brown-marbled grouper), 7017 nucleotides long. RefSeq names its product Fras1 related extracellular matrix 1b (gene frem1b). Lineage: Eukaryota; Metazoa; Chordata; Actinopteri; Perciformes; Serranidae. The record is from RefSeq and is a predicted model, not a curated record. Gene Ontology annotation, cellular component: membrane. The coding region runs from base 404 to 6889 and encodes 2161 amino acids. The transcript is spliced from 36 exons. Gene Ontology annotation, biological process: cell communication.
UGGAUUUUGGCUUCAGGACAGACUGGAGGAAACUCACUCGCCCUUUGUUCUCCCUAUCUCACAGUUUACCCCCUCUUUCCCUCCCUCUCUCCUCUUUCUCUGUGUCGUUGGAUGCCAGACGUCUCGGGUUGAUGGCGAGCUGUGGAAUAGAAGGGGGGUGGUGGCAAAGUGUGAAGUGUGUGUGAACGUGUGUGUGACAGCAUUCCUCGUCCUUUGAGCGUGUGCAGAAGGUGAAGAAGACGAACAGAGAAGCUCCAACAACUUGGAGGUUGUUGACACCAGACUAAAGAGGACGAUGUGGGUGGAGGCAGAGUGAAUGGAAAACACUGAGUCCUUCAUUCUUCACUUCAGAACACAACUAUUCACCCAAACCUGUGCAACAAGGAAGCCUCACUGAUCCAAAAUGGCCGCUGUCAGCGUGCUGUUGCUGCUGGCUAUGUUGGCCGUCUGCAGCGGGAGUCUGGUGGUGGUGAACUCGGGUGUGGAGGUCACCAGAGGUCGCUCGGUGUUCAUCACACAGAAGGAGCUGCGGAUCAGCGUGGAUCCGACUGCCGACUGUAAGGUGGAGGUGGUGAUGAACGAGCCUGUCAGUCAGAGGGUGGGGAGGCUGACUCCACAGGUGUUUGACUGCAGCUUCCUGGAGGACGAGGUGAAAUAUGUCCACAAUGGAAGUCCUCUGCUGGACGAGGACACAGUGAUGCUGAGAGUCUACAGGUUCACGUCCUCAGAUACGCAGGUGGAAACGAUGGUUCUGCAGGUGCGGGUGGUGGAGUCAGGGUCCGCUGUGGUGGAGCUGGGCAGCACUCCACUCGUGGUUCCUCUCUUCUACGGCUUAUCCAACGCCAUCGACAGCUCCGUCCUGAGCAUCCGAACCACGGCAGACCUGGUCUGCAGCGUCCGGCUGAUGACCACCGACACCAGCGUCCCCGCUCUGGGUCAGCUGGUGAGGGAGGAGGACUCCACGCAGAGGAAGGGCAGAGAGACGGCAGCGCUCUGUCCCGGGAACAAACCGUGUCUUCACGACACAAAGGAGGUCCGGUUCCUCAAAACCAGCUGCCAGGACUUCCUGAGCUCCGGUCUCAAGUACCAGCACCUCAGCCCUCCGUCACCAGAGAUCGACUACAUCCCCAUCAGGGUGGAGCUGAGGGAGCAGGCUACCAGGGCCCUGCUGGAGGCAGAGUCGGUGUGGUUGCCGGUUCUGAUCCACGGUGCGAUGCAGAACCAGCCGCCUCAGGCCGCCUUCAUGGCUUCCUUCAUCCUGGAGGUGGACCAGUUCAUCCUGACCCCAAUCACCACUGCCUCCCUGGACGCCAAAGAUCAUGAGACGCCGCAGGAGAGGCUGGUCUUCAAUGUGACCGUCCCGCCCGCCGACGGCUACAUCACCCACCUGGAUGACCACACGAAGCCCGUCACGUCCUUCACCUGGCUGGACCUCCACGAGAUGAAGGUUGCCUACCAGCCGCCCAACAGCAGCCAGUCACACCGCAGGAACUACGAGGUGGAGUUUCAGGCUAUAGACAGUUCCUACAUGACCAGCCCGCCCAUCAUGGUCCACAUCUCCAUCAGGGCGGCUGAAACAAACGCACCCAGAGUCUCCUGGAACAUGGGUUUGGACCUGCUGGAGGGUCAGUCCCGACCAAUCACGUGGGAGGAGCUGCAGAUAGUCGACAGUGACAACAUCGACGCUGUCUACCUAGUGGCUGUGGACGGACCUCUUCAUGGACGCCUCAGUGUCAGAGGCGGGAAAGCGUUCAUGUUUCGUGUGCGGGACCUGAGGGAGGGUGUGGUCGUCUACCAUCACUCCGACAGCGACACCACCCGCGACCACAUAGUCUUCCGCAUCAGCGACGGCCGCCACAGCAUCCGCCACAAGUUCCCCAUCAACAUCCUGCCCAAAGAUGACUCCCCGCCGUUCCUCAUCAACAACGUGGCGGUGGAGGUGCAGGAGGGCGGCACCGUGAGGCUGGAGGAGUACAUGCUGCUGGCCUCUGACCUGGACUCUAGUGACGACUACAUCCUCUAUGAGCUGGUCUCCAGCCCGCGGGCGGGGCAGCUAGUCAGAAAGACCUCCACCCACGAGAAAGGAGAUCCUGUGGACAGUUUCCUGCAGAGAGAUCUGAUCCAGGGUCAGAUCUACUACCAGCACUCAGGAGAGGAACAGUUCGAGGACUCCUUCGACUUCACUCUGUCUGACAGCCACCAGCCGCCCAACCUCUCCCAAACAUACACUGUGGUGGUCCAUGUUUUCCCAGUGAAGGACCAGCUGCCGGUGGAAGUCUCCGGCAGCGUGCGCUCUCUGACAGUGAAGGAGACGGAGGUGGUUUACGUCACCCAGGCUCAUCUCCACUUCACCGACAGAGAGCAUCCAGACACAGACCUGACCUACGUCAUCACGCAGCCCUGCUUCAGCCCACUGCAUCCUGGGCUGAUGGAUGCAGGACGUCUCUUCUACACAGACAGCACCAACGCCAUGAAGAGAGACCACAUGGUGCCGGUGUUAAAGUCCUUCACACAGCACGCAGUGAACCACAUGAAAGUGGCCUUCAUGCCUCCCGUGGAGGACAUCGGCCCGGAGCCACUGUUCAUCCAGUUUGUCUUCUCCGUCAGCGACCACCACGGCGGCACCGUCUCCGGCCUUAUCUUCAACAUCACCGUCACCCCUGUGGACGACCAAGCACCAGAGGCCUUCACCAACCUGCUGCAGGUGGAGGAGGGCGGAGGGGCCUUUGUGACCGAGGAGCACCUCCUAGUUCAGGACCGGGACAGCCGGGAGGAGGCUCUGAGGGUGGAGCUUCACAGGACGGCUCGCCACGGCCGGCUGGAGCUGCAGGGUCGGACGCUGCUGCAGGGGGACAGAUUGACCCUGCAGGACCUGAGAGGACUCCGACUCAGGUACAUCCACGAUGACUCUGAGACCACGGAGGAUGACGUUGGUCUGAAGGUGACGGACGGUCUGAACUCGGCAGACGUCAUCCUGCAUAUUCAGGUCCUGCCCAUGAACGAUGAACCUCCCCAGCUGGGUGGGGGUCUGCGUGGGGAGCUGAGCUGCGAGGAGGGGGGGCGGGUCCAGGUAACGGUGGACUACCUGUCGGCCACAGACCGGGACAGCGACGACUCCAGACUGACCUACAUGCUGGCCCGCAGUCCAGGCAGAGGGGAACUGCAGAGAGCUGGACUGACUGUGGACAAGUUCUCCCAGCAGGACCUGCUGCAGGGACACAUCUACUACGUCCACACAGGAGGAGAGAUCGGAGCUGUGCCGGUGUUUGACACCGUCACCCUCAUCAUCUCUGAUGGCGAGGCUGGAGGGACAGACGGCUGUUGUCAUGGAGAUGCUCCGCCCCCACCUGUACCUCUCCACGGCACACUUCCUGUCUACGACCUCAACAUCACCGUACUUCCCGUCAACAACAAAGUCCCAGCCGUCACUCUGGGUGGGUCCAUGUUGGUGGUGGACGAGGGCUCCUCCGCCUGUCUGUGUGGGGGGGUCCUGGGGGCCUCGGACCCUGACAGCCCCCCCGACCAGCUCACCUUCUACGUGGAGACUCCUCCUCUGCACGGCUUCCUGGAAAACACGCUGCCAACGCCGGGCUCCGAGAAGAGCAACGCCGGAGUCCGAGUGGAAUCCUUCAGUUUCGUCCACCUGACCUCGGGUUUCAUCAACUACGUCCAGUCAGAGAGCAAAGGGGCGGAGCCGACUGUCGACCAGCUGUCCAUCUGUGUGAGUGAUGGGCUGCACCGCUCCGCCCCCGUCCCCUUCUACAUCAUCAUCAAUCCCACCAAUGACGAGGCACCUUCACUGCUGCUCGCCAACUUCACCGUGAAGGAGGGCGGGGUGAGGGAGCUGACUCCCUCCAUACUGAACGGUUUCGAUCUGGACGCCCCGCCGGACAUCCUGACCUUCACGGUGGUGCAGCCGCCGGCUCAUGGCAGCCUGAUCAACGGCAUCUACGGCACAGACAUGAGCCGCUACAAAGAGAUGGGAGCCGACCUCCUGCAGAGGAGCCUCCCCGUCACCUCCUUCACUCUGCAGGAGCUCCGACAAGGCAUGAAGAUCGUGUACAUGCACGAUGACACAGAAACCCUGAAGGACGUCGUGGCUCUGCGGCUGACAGAUGGCGUCCACACAGUCCAGGGGACGGCUCAGGUCACCGUGCUGCCGGUCAACGACGAGAAGCCGCGGCUGCUAAAGAACGCUGGGUUGGAGGUGGACUCUGGUGAGCGCAGGGUGAUCUCCAGCGUGACUCUGGAGGCCGAGGACCUGGACACACCUCUGAACCAGGUGUACUACUUCCUGAACGCUGAACCACGCUUCGGCAAACUGCAGCUCAAGACAGAGUCGGGUUGGACUGAGCUGUCGGCCGGCCAGAACUUCACUCAGGACGACGUUGAGAUGAACCGUCUGUGGUACGCACACACAAUCAACACCAACAGCGCCGGGUUCAAAGGUCACGACAGCUUCCGCUUCACCCUCAGCGACCUGGACAACGAGACUCCUGCACAGAGCUUCUUCAUCUCGGUCCACACCAUGCAGAAAGGUGACUUGGUGCUGCUGACCAAAGCAGUACACCUGACGGAGGGGCAGCGGGUCGUCCUGAACACCGACAUCCUGCUGGCAUCGGACUCAGCCGGUCGUCCGGAGGAGCUGGUCUACACGAUGUUGACCCCGCCUCUGCAUGGCCUCGUCCACGCCAUCCAGCAGCCGGGCAUCCCUCUGAUCACCUUCACACAGCUGGACGUCGCCGCACACCGAGUGUGCUACACCCACGACAACAGCCACCACGCAGAGACCGACUCCUUCAGUUUCGUCGUCACUAACGGCGACUCAUCCCGCAGCGGCACCCUCCACUUCACCAUCGAGCACGGCGACCGCGUCCCACCCACCCUCCACCACAACACGGGCCUCCGGCUGCAGGACGGCUCCACAGAGACCAUCACCACCGACCAGCUGCAGCUCACCGACCCCGACACCACCGCCGCCAACCUGAGCUUCAUCAUCACGCAGCCGCCACGCCACGGCAAACUGCUUCUGAGAGGAGUUCCACUGUCGCCGCCGCUGAGGUUCACCCAGACAGAUGUGGCCGAGCUGAACCUGGCGUACCAACAUGACCUGGGCAGCCAGGCGGACAUCGACAGGUUCUAUUUCCUGCCGACCGACGGGAACAACAGAGGAUACCUGGAGUUUGGACAGCUGAGGGAGGAGCCUGCUGUCUUCAACAUACAGGUGGAUCGGGUGGACAGGACGCCUCCCAGUCUGACCACCAGGCGGAGUCCCAGCACCGUGGUGGAUCUGGGCGGCGGGCGUUUCGGCAUCUUCAUCACCUCCAAACACCUGCAGGCCUCCGACCCCGACAGCCCCACAGAGGAGCUGGAGUUCUCCAUCACCAGGCCGCCGCACUUCGGCUACCUGGAGAAUGCCCUCACAGGUGCUUACAUCAAAGGUCGUUUCACCCAGCGGGAUGUAGACCGGCGUGCGGUGGUGUUCGUCCUACCGGCCGACAUGGAGGUGACAGCCGACAGCUUCCAGUUCCGCCUCACCGACCCGGCAGGAAACACCAUGCUGCCUGAAAUACUGGAGCUGUCCUGGUCUCGGGUGGAGUUGUCUGCGACCUGCUACAGAACCUGUGAGACGGCGGGAACCCUUCAGAUCCAGAUUCAACGCAGUGGGAAGAGUGUGGAUCCAGCGUACGUUGCCAUCCAGGUGGAGGACGGAUCGGCCAAACCGGGCAGAGACUUCACUCACAGCUCAGCCAGUCUGAUCCAGUUUGACCCAGGAGUCAGUGUGAAGACCUGGAACAUUUACCUGAUAGAUGAUGGUCUGGAGGAAAACCAUGAGACCUUCACUGUCACUCUGAAAAACCCUAAAAACGCCGUCCUGGGACAGAGGACGUCCGCCACUGUCGAGAUCAUCGACCCCAGAGGAGGAAGGUGUGAUCCAGAUGACCUGAGGGUGGAGGAGGACGAGAAGAGACUCCCCCCACCUCAUCCUCCUCCCCGCCUCCCUGAGCCUCCCAAACCGGAGGAGGAGGACCCCGUCACCGACAUCGAGGCGGAGCUGUUGUGGGAGAGCCAACCUCACCCUCCCCGCGGGGACGUCCCGAACCGCCGGGCCUACCUGGACUACGGAGAGGGGGAGCCACAGGACCAAGCAGUCCCCAACAGUUACAGCCAAAUCCACCACUACAGCAGGCAGCUGCCGGGGACAGGCUCAGGGAGCACUGGGAGCACUGGGAGCACUGGACACAGGGUCAAACAUGGAGGAUUAAAGGUCCAUCUGUCAGGAGACAGGAGGUCUGAGGAGAAGGUCUGGACGUUCCACAGUCUGACUCCUCUCCGGCUGGAGGAGCUGAAGCCGGGUGAUGCCGGGUGGAGCUGGUUGCCUCACGGUGGCCUCCUCCAGGACCUCCCAGUUGGAGACCCUCCUCAGAUGGAUCAUCCAGAACUCAGACACCACCCAGAGCUACGCCAGCGCAAGACAGGGAAGUUGGUGAGCAGCUCCUGUCCUGACGGUUGGACUCACUACAGGAGACGCUGUUACAUCGUCAGCUCGUCUGUGGCCAGCUGGGCCAGCGCCGAGAGGAGCUGCUCGCUACUGUUUAACAGCAGCCUGACCAGCGUGCGCUCCAGAAGAGACAUGACCUGGCUAUGGAAGUUUGCAGGGAGGAAGCCAUUUUGGAUCGGUCUGUCUGGAGGUCCAGGUCGCUGGAUGUGGGCUGAUGGUCGGUCAGUGUCCUUCUCCAGACUGAGGGGAGCGCCACUGGGCCGCGGUGAGUCCGACAUCGGCUCAGAUUGCGUGCUGGUUGAAAACCCCAGAAGCUGGAUCUCUACAAGCUGCUCCCCUGAAACUCAACACACAUUCAUCUGUUCAUCUCCGGCUCACACUCACUGAGAGACUCAUAUUUUCUGCUACCAGCUCUGUCCUAACGACCUCUGUGAACGCUGUGUUGAAGUCAUAUUUAAAGAUACGCAAAGAUGCUGCUCUGUACAUUAGUUUUCAUAUUUUUGUCAUAAUAAAGA